AUGGAGAUAUUUUCGCUUUCGGUCGGAUUUUUCGGUCUUCUACUCAUCUCAUUCAUCGUUGAGAGGGUCUUGAACAAGUUGAAGAAUGGAGUGCGACCCCCAUUGCCCCCCGGCCCAAAAGGUUUGCCGAUUGUGGGUAAUGUGAACGAUCUACCCAAACCUGGCGAAUUGGAUUACGUUCACUGGUUGAAGCAUAAGGAGUUAUAUGGUCCUAUUAGCUCCAUCACAACAAUGGGCCAGACAGUUGUAAUACUUAGUGAUCCACAACUUGCCUUUGAUCUCUUGGACAAGCGCUCAUUGAAGCAUUCCUCGAGACCUUCACAAACUUUCAUUGGCGAGAUGGUCGGUCUAGAGCACAUCACCGGCAUGGCCGUCUAUGACGAACGGUUCCGCGCACAGCGCAAGGCCAUGGGCCGGAUUCUCGGCUCAAAGAUGGCUGCAGCAAAAUACAACGAGUGGCAAGAGGCCGAGGUCGGGCAUCUUCUUCUGCAUCUGCUAGAUAGCCCGCAAAACUUUAUAGAACAUAUCAAGAAGGAAGCCGGUUCCCUCAUCCUCAAGAUUACGUACGGCUAUACAGCUGAACAGUUCAAGAAAGAUCCCUUCCUCGAGAUGAUUACCGAAACCAUGGACAACUUCUCGACGGGCGCUACGCCUGGUGCCUUCUUAGUUGAUGUUUUCCCCUUUCUGCGAUAUCUACCCAACUGGGUUCCUGGGACCGGUUUCAAACAGCUCGCAAAGGAAUGGAGAGCCCAGAUGGAGGAGACCAGAGACAAACCGUAUGCCUUCGUCCAACAUCAAAUAGCGCAGGGCAAGGACAACUCGUCUUAUUUGGCCAAUCUUCUCGACUCUCCUGAGCAAUCACUAUUCGACCAACACAACCACAAGCACUCGGCGCUAGCUGUAUUUGGAGGAGGUGCAGACACGACGGUAUCGACGGUCGCAUCCUUCUUCCUGGCGAUGAUGGUGUACCCCGACAUCCAGAAGAAGGCCCAGGAGGAAAUCGACAGAGUUAUUGGUAGUGGAAGAUUGCCGACUACUAAAGAUCGGGAGAACCUUCCUUACAUCGAAGCUCUCGUGAAAGAAACCAUGCGCUGGCACCCUAUUGGCCCCAUGGGCCUGCCCCAUUCUAGCACGGAGGAUGACGUUUUCGAGGGCUACUUCAUUCCGAAGGGAGCCAUGGUACUACCCAAUAUUUGGUGGUUCACUCAUGACCCAGAGCGGUACCCCGACCCGAUGAACUUUAAGCCCGAGCGCUUCCUUCAAAGUGACGGACACGAGCCUGAGGCGGACCCUCACAAGUUUGUCUUCGGGUUCGGCCGCCGAAUCUGCCCCGGUCGCAUCCUCGCCGAUAACUCCAUCUUUCUCAAUAUCGCUCAGUCACUUACCGUGUAUGAUUUCGCCAAGCCGAUCGUCGACGGCAAGGUCGUUGAGCCGGCAGUCAGGUUCACUACGGGCGUCAUCAGCCACCCGCAGCCAUUUGAGAUCUCCAUCAAGCCUCGAUCUGCCAAGCACGAGACUCUGAUUCGCUCAAUUGAAGAGACUUAUCCGUGGGAAGAGAGUGAUUCCAGAAUCCUCGAGAGGAUAGAGGUUUAG
This is a messenger RNA of Colletotrichum costaricense, 1593 nucleotides long. Its product is annotated as cytochrome P450. The transcript has 7 exons. Bases 1 to 1593 code for a protein of 530 amino acids. Gene Ontology annotation, molecular function: iron ion binding; oxidoreductase activity, acting on paired donors, with incorporation or reduction of molecular oxygen; heme binding. Lineage: Eukaryota; Fungi; Ascomycota; Sordariomycetes; Glomerellales; Glomerellaceae. The record is from RefSeq and is a predicted model, not a curated record.